Messenger RNA from Trematomus bernacchii (emerald rockcod), 930 nucleotides. RefSeq names its product sialoadhesin-like. Lineage: Eukaryota; Metazoa; Chordata; Actinopteri; Perciformes; Nototheniidae. The record is from RefSeq and is a predicted model, not a curated record.
CCACCCCCGAGGCAGAUGGAAGCACUGAGUGGAUCCUGUUUGCUGAUCCCGUGUAACUUCAGCGCUGGCCCAGAUAACUCACGAGCAAUCUUCGGAGUGUGGAUUAAAAAAGAGUCCGCAUUUGACCAAAAACCAAAGAACGUGAUUUUCCACAGUGAUGGGACAAUCAACAGAUAUCCAAUGAGUAUUACAGGAAACCUGAAAAAGGGAAACUGCACCACUCUGUCUAGUUUGAAAAAGAGUCACACAGACAAAUACUUCUUCAGGAUUGAGAACAGCCCAUUUAUGGCAACAGCUGCAUGUGAUCCUCUUCAAAUAACAGUGAAAGAUUCUCCUCCGAGCCCCACCAUUGAGAUCUCAGGUGAUCUGAAGGAGGCGGAGUCUGUCACUGUAACCUGCUCAGCUCCAGCUCCCUGUCCACACUCCCCUCCUAAACUCACCUGGACUCUCCAACAAGACCCUCCCAACACAAUGGAGGAAAACCCAGAUCGGACCUUGACGACUAAGAUCCAGAAGACCCUCACUCUGACAGACCAACAUGAUGGAUUCAACAUCACCUGCUCUGCCAGCUAUCCUGUGAAUCAAGGGAAAGAUGUGAAGACAGCAGAGGAGACAAAGACUCUCCAUGUUUCAUAUGCUCCUAAGGACACCUCCGCCUCCGUCAGUCCGCCCUCUUUGGUGUCAGCGGGCAGCUGGGUGGAGCUGAGCUGCUCCAGCAGAGCCCAGCCUCCCGUCAGCAGCUUCACCUGGUUCAAGGAGAGCCAAGAAGGAGUCAUGAACGUCUCACAGGGAGAGAUUUACAGCUUUAAUGCCACAGAGGGAGGACGUUAUUACUGCGUAACCACAAAUGGGCUUGGUAAUGGAACGUCAACAAUGAUCCAUCUUAAACUUAAAGGUAACAGGACUGGACCCACAAACUAUGACCUUUAA